CGCUUAAGAUUUGUAAAAAUCAAAACUUCCGGUUUACAAACACGUGUGAUUCUUUGACAGAAUGGCUGCGGAUGUUCAACAACAACACCGUCCCGGGGCCCUAAAACAGCAGAACAAAUCCCACAAACACGGAAAACACAAAAGUAAAGGUCAACUGGACAAAGAUACAAAAGGGAGAGUCGACAUAAAGACAGCUACAAAGAAAUAUAAAGCUAUCCAAAGGAAACAAGACAGAAAGCAUCAUGCGGAUCAAGUCCGUAGACAGAAAAGAGAAGAAGUUUUAAAUCAGAAAAGAAGCAAGGGAGGCAACCUAUCACCUCCACAUUUUGUGGUAGUGUUAUUACUGCAUGAAGGCCUGGAUGUCAGCAAUGUGUUGGGAGUCCUGAAAUCAUGUGACGAGUCUGCAACAGUCACACAGAAUGAACAAGGGGUCCUUCAUGUCAGCAUUCCCCGAUUCAAACAGCGGGUGUCGUUUUACGUCCCAGAGUUUACGAACUUGUACGCCGUGAUGGACUCGGUGAAAGUGGCUGACUCGCUGCUGUGUGUCCUGUCCUCAGAGGGUGGGAUUGACGAGUAUGGGGAACGAGUGCUGAGAUGUCUGUUUGCUCAGGGCCUUCCUGCCGUCACGUGUGUUACACAGGGAUUGAAGAAAAUGGGAGGCGGGAAAAAACAAAGCGAAGCCAGAAAAUUUCUACAGAAAAAAAUUGAAAAAUGGUUUCACCAGGAAAAGCUGUAUUCCCUGGACUCGGAACAAGACGGCCUUCUGGUGAUGAGAAAUCUGACCAAUCAGAAGAUCAAGCCAGUGCACUAUAGAGAUAACAGGCCUCACCUUAUAGCAGAGGAAAUUCAGUUUGAACUAGAGAAUGAAGAGGCUCCCAGUGGAACCUUGAAAGUGGCCGGGUUCCUGCGAGGGAGAAAUCUCUCUGUGAAUGGCCUUGUUCAUAUUCUUGGCUGGGGAGACUUUCAGAUGACCCAGAUUGAUGCCAGAAAUGACCCCUACCCACUGUUUCCAAAGUCGGACAAGCACAAGGAAAACGCGAUGGAGGAGGAUUCAGGAGAAGUCAGGGUGUUGGAGAAGGCGGACGCGAGUCGUCAGGAGUCAUUACAGAGCGAGAACAUCCCCGGGGAAAUGGAGGGCGAGCAGACCUGGCCCACAGAGGAGGAGAUGGAGGAAGCUGAAGCUGCACGGAGAGCAAAGACAAAGGUUGUAAAAAGGGUUCCCAAGGGGACAUCAGACUACCAGGCUGCGUGGAUUGUGGACAGCGAAGAGGAGACUGAAGAUGAUGGGAGUGAGGAUGAGGAGAUGGAGGAAGAAGACAUGAUGGCAGUGGAUGCCUCGGGGUCUGAGUCUGGAGAGGAAGUGGAAUAUGACACCUUGACCGUGACGGAGGCUGGAGAUGUGGCUAACUAUGACCAGACAAUCGAUAUGGAGGAAGAGGAGAGAAUGUUAGAGAAAAUUAAGGAAGAAAGAAGUCAUGUUAUGUUUCCUGAUGAAAUUGACACUCCACGGGAGAAGGACGCCAAGGAUAGGUUUCAAAGAUACCGAGGGUUGAAGAGUUUCAGGACCUCGCCCUGGGACCCCAAGGAAAAUCUCCCGUCAGACUACGCCAGGAUAUUCCAGUUUAAGGAUUUUAGGAGAACUAAGAAGAGAAUUUUAAAGGAUUUAGAUGAUGAGGGAGUCAUGAGCGGCUGGUAUAUUCAAAUUCAUAUUGCUAAUGUGCCAAAAGAUUUUAUGAUGUCAUACAAACCAGGGAUGCCAGUGGUGAUGUUUGGUCUGCUGCCACAUGAACACAAGAUGUCCGUCCUUAACUUCCUGUUGAAGCGGGUACCAGAGUACAGGCCACCAAUCAAAUCCAAAGACAGACUCGUCUUCCAUGUGGGUUUCCGAAGGUACUCGGCUUGUCCGGUAUUUUCACAGCAUACCAAUGCAAACAAGCAUAAGUUUGAAAGAUUUUUUGCCCAUGACAUGGUUACCAUGGCUACCAUUUUUGCACCUAUAUCAUUUCCUCCGUGUCCUGUUCUAGCAUUCAAAGAACAGCACGACGGUCAACAUGAAUUAGUAGCCACAGGGAGCUUACACUCGGUAAAUCCCGACAGGAUUGUCACUAAACGUAUCGUCCUCAGCGGUCAUCCCUUCAAGAUCAACAAGCGGUCAGCUGUGGUCAGAUACAUGUUCUUCAACAGAGAUGAUAUAGAAUGGUUUAAACCCGUGGAACUUCGAACAAAGUGGGGAAGAAGAGGCCACAUCAAAGAACCACUAGGAACUCACGGCCACAUGAAGUGUGUGUUUGAUGGACAUUUGAAGUCGCAGGACACUGUACUGAUGAAUCUGUAUAAAAGGAUGUUCCCAAAGUGGACCUAUAACCCCACGGUACUAAAUCCACCUCCAAUGCUGGAGAGUUCUCAAUCUAUGGCGACAGAGCCAUCAGCCUAUCAACUGUUUGAUGAUUGAUAACAAAUUAAACCUUUUGUUGAAAUAC
Molecule: messenger RNA, 2480 nt
Organism: Ostrea edulis (European flat oyster)
Lineage: Eukaryota; Metazoa; Mollusca; Bivalvia; Ostreida; Ostreidae
Product: pre-rRNA-processing protein TSR1 homolog
Exons: 20
Coding region: 62-2452 (796 amino acids)
Biological process (GO): maturation of SSU-rRNA from tricistronic rRNA transcript (SSU-rRNA, 5.8S rRNA, LSU-rRNA); endonucleolytic cleavage of tricistronic rRNA transcript (SSU-rRNA, 5.8S rRNA, LSU-rRNA); ribosome biogenesis
Cellular component (GO): preribosome, small subunit precursor; nucleus
Molecular function (GO): GTP binding; U3 snoRNA binding; GTPase activity
Source: RefSeq, a predicted model, not a curated record